Messenger RNA from Labrus mixtus (cuckoo wrasse), 2354 nucleotides. It is a transcript of the gene cybb, whose product is annotated as cytochrome b-245 heavy chain. Gene Ontology annotation, biological process: defense response; superoxide anion generation. Gene Ontology annotation, molecular function: superoxide-generating NAD(P)H oxidase activity. NCBI's taxonomy places the organism in Eukaryota, Metazoa, Chordata, Actinopteri, Labriformes, Labridae. The transcript has 13 exons. Gene Ontology annotation, cellular component: plasma membrane; NADPH oxidase complex. The coding region runs from base 103 to 1800 and encodes 565 amino acids. The record is from RefSeq and is a predicted model, not a curated record.
GUGAGUACUCUCCUCCUUCACUGUUUCCUGCUUCCUUCUCUGUUCUCACAUUAACACACUCUCCUCCGCACACUCGCACAUCUUUUCAGAAGCUCUCUCAGCAUGGGGAACUUUGCAGCCAAUGAGGGACUCUCUAUCUUUGUCAUUCUGGUGUGGCUGGGGAUCAAUGCCUUCCUGUUUGUGCAUUUCUACAUGGCCUUCCUGGUGGAGAGAUGGUUUUACACCAGAGUCCUGCUGGGGCAUGCUCUGUCCUGGGCCAGAGCUCCCGCCGCCUGCCUCAACUUCAACUGUAUGCUCAUUCUGCUGCCAGUCUGCAGAAACCUGCUGUCCUUCCUCCGAGGCUCCAUCCAGUACUGCAGCCGCACCGCAGCUCGACAACUCGAUCGAAACAUCACUUUUCACAAACUGGUGGCAUACAUGAUCGCCUUUCAUACAGCCGUGCACAUCGUCGCACAUCUGUUUAACUUUGAGUAUUUCAUGGACGCCCAGCUGAAUCGAAACAGCAGCUUUCUACCCUACAUCCUGUCUGAAAUCGGCAACGGGAACAACACCUCCUACUUGAACCCCAUUAGGACUAAUGAGACGAACCCUACCAUCAUCAUGUUCACCACCAUCGCCGGUCUGACGGGCGUCGCCAUCACGCUUGCCCUCAUCCUCAUCAUCACUUCGUCCAUGGAGGUCAUCCGCAGGUCGUACUUCGAGGUGUUCUGGUACACACACCACCUCUUCAUCAUCUUCUUCAUCGGGCUGGUUUUCCACGGCUUCGGGCGUAUCGUGCGAGGACAGACGCUGACUAGUCUGAACGCAAGCGACCCCAAGGCUUGUGCCGACCAGUUUGAAAACUGGGGAAAGAACGGCUCCAACUGCGCCGUCCCGGUGUUCGCUGGAAACCCACCGAUGACGUGGAAGUGGGUGGUUGGGCCCAUGAUCCUCUACGUGUGUGAGCGCCUCGUCCGCCUCUAUCGAUCCCAUCAGAAAGUGGUCAUCACAAAGGUGGUGAUGCACCCGUCUAAGACUCUGGAGCUGCAGAUGAAGAAGAAGGGUUUCCACAUGGAGGUGGGUCAGUACGUCUUCAUCCAGUGUCCGUCCGUCUCCAGGCUGGAGUGGCACCCGUUCACCCUGACCUCCGCCCCCGAGGAGGACUACUUCAGCGCCCACAUCCGAAUCGUCGGUGACUGGACCGAGGCGCUGUACCAAGCCUGCGGGGGGGACAAAAACGAGACUCAGGAGGCCUGGAAACUGCCCAAGUUGGCCAUUGACGGCCCGUUCGGCACAGCCAGUGAGGACGUGUUUCGCUACGAGGUUGUAAUGCUGGUCGGCGCGGGAAUCGGCGUGACUCCUUUCGCCUCCAUCCUCAAGUCUGUUUGGUACAAACGCAUCCAGAACAACCAGGAGGUCUUCACCAAGAAGAUCUACUUCUACUGGCUGUGCCCCGAGACGCAGGCCUUCGAGUGGUUUGCAGACCUGCUGCAGUCUCUGGAGGGUCAGAUGACGGAGAAGGACAUGGCCGACUUCCUCAGCUACAACAUCUACCUCACCCGCUGGAAGGAGGCCGAGGCGGCUCAUUUCCGUGUUCAACACGAGGCGGAGAAAGACCCAAUCACAGGACUCAAACAGAAGACUCAUUAUGGGAAACCAAACUGGGACAAUGAGUUUGCCAAUAUAGCAUCACAGCACCCGGGAACUAAAGUGGGCGUGUUCCUGUGCGGCCCACCUGCGCUGGGGAAAUCCCUUGAAAAACAGUCUUUGUCUCACUCCGAGGCCAACGUCAAGUUUAUCUUCAACAAGGAGAACUUUUAAAAGAGACGUACAGAAAACUCUCCAAGUCGUGUACUGAGCACGACGAUGAUGCGCUCUCACUAACUUUUAGCAUUCUGAACAAAGAUUUACAUCUGUCACUUCUUCUCCUCUGUGUUGCUCACCGAAAAACGUUUUGCAAAGAAGCCGUUGUUGCUCAAAAAGCGACGAAAUAACCCUGCGGUGUUUUCCACAUUCCCCCUCUUCUCCUUUUUCUCUUACAUCAAAACUGAAACUGCUGCUUUCAAAACUUCCUAUUUUUGUUUGACUUCCUUUGCCGGGGCGGAGGAGCGGCCUCGAGUGCCCUCGAGCAAGGCGUUAUUAAAGCUUGGCCUGUUACAGAGGAGCUACAGCAGCCGUACCUGCAAAGAGACAGAAUACAAGGAAAGAGCAGCAGCUUCUGGAACACCUGCACGCUUUCUUUUAGUGUAUAUAGUAUAAGUUUACUCCGGCCAUUUCAACACAAUGUGCUGCUCGUUUAAUCCUGCAUGAAGCGUCGUCAUAUACUCAAAUAUAUUCUCUGUUUGCUCUGGUUGUAAACAUUUCUGGAAAGGUGA